This is a messenger RNA of Suillus discolor, 840 nucleotides long. RefSeq lists its product as uncharacterized. Bases 213 to 803 code for a protein of 196 amino acids. The record is from RefSeq and is a predicted model, not a curated record. The transcript is spliced from 2 exons. Lineage: Eukaryota; Fungi; Basidiomycota; Agaricomycetes; Boletales; Suillaceae.
UGUUACCGAUGAAGGAUUGAUAACGGCAUCUUUGGUGCAUGCAGACAUCACAAAAAGAAUCGAGUUACGAUAAUCCCAGAUAAGCUGAUAGGUGUAAUCUGUAUUGAACGAUUCACAGUGAAUUCGGUGAUGUGCAUGAUGCUUCCUAGAACCUGGGUAUAAAAGAGGAAUGCCUUUCACCCCAUCAUAGUUUGUCCCAUUGCACCUUCAACAUGGCGUUGGUCUGGGGUGGAUUCAUAGCUAUCUCAGUAGCAAUCACUGCUAUUUUGUACAGUGAAGUUGCCAGCGACGAUACUAGACCGAUUCCAGUCAGCACCGUGCCUGUGGGGGCAAUCGGCUGGACACAGGAUAGCAUCAGCAGUUGUGUAUACAAUAUCACCCUUCAGAGCCAAGUCGAGAUUCGAGCUGUGGUCAACGCUGCGCUGAAUGAUCCACGAGGCGCCCUUGCCUACAUGAGAGAGCAUUUCCCUGAUCCCAUCCGCGUCUUCGAUUCAGGCGCAAACGGAACCCUUUCCAUCGACAAUCGUCGGCUCGCGAUAUACCGCAUGGUCGUGCCUUCCGGCACCCAGAUCCCAGUCAGGGUGUUGACUCGAGAGCAAGCGGGUCAAGCACUCUUGCGGAAUCCAGAUGCGGCAAACGCCCAAGCCGCGUCCGCUGCCCUGCAUAGACGUUACACCACUCUGGAUGGAGGUUACUCUAUCUUGAUCAGAGGUCCAGAAGGUGCUAGGAUCUCUGAAGGGUGUUUCACGAACUCGCCGUUUAUGGUAUGUCGUUCCAACUUUCUCAUGGAUCGGUUCCGCUGACACUAGUCACGGUGUAGAAGGCAGAUACGCCGUGUUU